UGACUACAGAGUAAUUCAUCUUUCCACACAGAGCAGCUCUGGUGUGUCCUGUCUACUGUCGGCGGAGGACGUGCUCCUUGUUAAACUUCAACUGAAGAGGUCAUAUUUAUAACUUCUCGCUGUCCUUCAGCCGGCAGCAUCCCGACAGGAAGCAGAAAGAGGAAGUGCGGACAGAUUAAAGUCGGAGCCGUUUAAAGGAAUGAAGACGUAUCGGACUGAAGAAUGACACAGAGGAGACAGAGAGAAAGAUAAUCGACACCGGAGAGAGAGAGACGUUUUACUCAACAUGUCUAGCCUUCCUGCCUCUGUUAUGAGGCAAGAAGAAGCUGCAGCUCAGGAGGACGCAGACACACAGCUGAUGUACAAGAUAGAGCGUCCGGUCUACGAUGAAGCCUUCAUCCAAUCUCAGCUUCUCCACCGCAAAGAGAACUCCACCACCCUCCGACAGAGGCUGGCGCAGCGGUUCCGGUGUUCGGCAAAGGCGGCGGUUCUGAGCUUCCUGCCUAUCCUUACAUGGCUGCCAGCCUAUCCGGUCAAGCAGUACCUGUUCUCAGAUGUGGUCUCAGGUCUCAGCACAGGAGUUGUGCAGCUCCCUCAAGGUCUAGCCUAUGCUAUGCUGGCCGCGGUGCCUCCGGUUUAUGGUCUGUACUCCUCGUUCUACCCCGUCCUGCUCUACACCUUCUUUGGCACAUCCAGACACAUAUCCAUAGGCACCUUUGCAGUAAUAAGUCUGAUGAUUGGGGGCGUUGCGGUUAGGGAGGCUCCAGACUCGAUGUUUUUCAUGCUCCCUGCCAACGGCUCCAACAUGUCUGCUAUCCUGGAUGUGGAGGCUCGUGACGCCAGGAGGGUCCAGGUGGCCGUGAUGCUCACAACCAUGGUGGGAAUCAUCCAGAUUGUACUAGGUCUUCUCAGGUUUGGCUUUGUGGCGAUCUACCUCACAGAGCCCCUGGUGCGAGGCUUCACCACAGCAGCAGCUGUACAUGUCGUCGUCUCUCAGCUAAAAUACCUGCUGGGGGUGAAAACACAGCGUUUCAGUGGGCCUCUCUCUGCCAUUUAUAGCGUCAAGGCGGUACUCAGUGACAUCACCAGCACCAACAUCACCACUCUCAUCCUCGGCCUGGUGUGUCUCGUCUUCCUGUACGUAAUCAAAGACCUCAACGAGCGCUUCAAGAAGAAACUGCCCAUUCCCAUUCCUGGAGAGAUUAUCGUGGUCAUCGUGUCGACGGGCGUGUCGUUCGGCCUUUCGUUAUCAGACAACUACAAGGUGGAUGUGGUUGGGAACAUACCAACAGGGCUUCUCCCUCCUUCUGCGCCACAGUUCUCUUUAUUACCCAAUCUGGUCACAGACUCCUUCACUAUAGCGAUUGUAGGAUUCUCAAUGGGCAUCUCUCUGGCCAAGACUUUUGCCCUGAAGCACAACUACAGUGUGGACGGCAACCAGGAGCUGAUCGCCCUCGGUCUGUGUAACUUCAUCAGCUCUUUCUUCCAAACCUUUGCCAUCACCUGCUCCAUGUCGAGGAGCCUGGUGCAAGAGAGCACUGGAGGGAAAACACAGAUUGCAGGGCUGCUGGCGUCUCUGGUGGUGCUGCUGGUGGUGGUGGCCAUCGGUUUUGUCUUCCAGCCGCUCCCUCAGACAGCGCUGGCGGCUAUCAUCAUGGUCAACCUGCUGGGGAUGUUUAAACAGUUCAGAGACAUGCCUACUCUGUGGAGGACCAGCAAGAUUGAACUGGCCAUCUGGCUGGUAGCCUUCAUAGCGUCUGUGCUGUUGGGGCUGGAUUACGGCCUCCUGGUGGCCGUCACAUUCGCCAUACUAACAGUCAUCUACAGAACACAGAGUCCUAAAAGUGCCGUCCUGGGCUACGUUCCCGGCACGGGGCUGUACUGUGAUGUGGAUGAGUAUGAAGAGGCGGCUGAAUGUGAGGGGAUUAAGAUUUUCCACUCCAACUCUUCAAUCUACUUUGCUAACAGUGACCUUUAUGUGAACGCCCUCAAAGAGAAGACGGGUGUAAACCCAGAACACUUACAGGCCACCCGCAAAGCCCGGAGAAAACAGAGGGAGAAGGCCAACGGCAGUCAGAAGUCUCCACUGAAGAUCCGUGUUGAUGACAAGAAGCAGGGUGUGACUCAUGAGGUUUUGUCCUAUAACCACACGGCGGAGGAGCAGAGGAACGGCCAGCUGGAGGACAGACACAGCGAGUCGGACUCAGAGGAGGUCGUCUUCUUUGAACCUCUCAGCCCCGUUCACUCCAUCAUCCUGGACUGGACGCCCGCCACUUUCAUCGACUCUGUCGGAGCCAAAGCCAUCAAACAGGUCAUUAAGGAGUACGCAGCUGUGGAUGUUCGAGUGGUCAUUGCCGGCUGCAGCAGAGGUCUUCUGUCUGAGCUGGACACCUUACAGUUCUUCUCGGGGUUCAUGACCACAGAGAUGAUGUUCCCCACCGUCCAUGACGCCGUGCUGCACUGCCAACACUCCCAGCCCGCCAGAUGCCAAAACCAAUGAACUCAGCCGACAGGGGAACGACAGCUCACGCGUCCCGGCCUGCACAGCAGGUCUUGGGAGACACCGCACCGGCCCCGGAGGAGCUACGAUCCCGUCUCCAUGCGUGAUCCACCGGCACAGCACGGCGGAGAUGAACUGAGCAAUCAUUCAUAUUGAAUAGAGGGGUGCUUAUAGCUGUGCUGGAUGUUCUUCCCUCUCAUGAAGCACUCCAGAGGCUGGCGAGUUUGUUUAAAUUUUAAGUGCCCAAAGCAGAGAGACAGGAGGGUUUUAUCCAAUCAGAAAUUCAGGAUUGAAUUUCCAGCUGACAUUCCUACAGCCUUAUUCUAACUGUGGAUCCUCUCUGGCAGUACAUGCUGGGAGGGGAUUGUUUUAGAGUUGCACUUUUAAUGUAUUUUUGUAGUUCUUUUAAGUGUUCCCACUGUUUUGCUAGGAGAAGCAUGUUUUAAAGUGAACUGCUGCUGCUGCUCUUCUCCAAAUAAUCAUGUCAAAUGAUUUCUGGAAGAGUCCAGUUUGUGGUGGAAACUUGUUAGAAACUGCCUCUCUUAUAUCAUGCUGGUUACUGAGAUUAUGUCCUUUUAUUGUUUAUAGUUACUGAGACGUUGUGUACUGAUGGAUGAGUGUUAUAUUUUCAGCUGUAUUUCUGUGGAAUUAUGUAUUUAAACCUGCAGAAGCACCAUCACUGGUCAACCUGAAGUGUCAUAUAUGUUGUUACUAUAGUGGCUACGUUUGCAUUGCUGUCUUGAGUGCGACACUGAUGCAUUAUUGUACGAACUGUCAUGUUAGUAUGCUGGGUGUUUUCUUAUUUUUGAAAAGCUUUAGUUGUGCUGUUACUGAAUAACACGGGAUGCCUUUAAAAACUUUUCCAUGUGGUUAUUUUACAAUAUUCAAACAUGGAUUGAGACUCCGGUUUGGAAUAAACUUUAUUUUUAAGUGUA
This is a messenger RNA of Thunnus maccoyii (southern bluefin tuna), 3435 nucleotides long. RefSeq names its product solute carrier family 26 member 5 (gene slc26a5). The transcript has 18 exons. NCBI's taxonomy places the organism in Eukaryota, Metazoa, Chordata, Actinopteri, Scombriformes, Scombridae. Gene Ontology annotation, molecular function: chloride transmembrane transporter activity; secondary active sulfate transmembrane transporter activity; oxalate transmembrane transporter activity. Gene Ontology annotation, biological process: transmembrane transport. The record is from RefSeq and is a predicted model, not a curated record. Bases 287 to 2500 code for a protein of 737 amino acids. Gene Ontology annotation, cellular component: membrane.